ACCGCUUCCAGUCGCUCUAUCUGAUAACAUGCGUAGGCUGCGAAGGGCCACAUAGGAGUUUGCGAUAUGAAGUAUUUGGAGUGUCUACCAAUUCUCGUCGUCGUCUUCGCAACCUAUCAAUUGCAAGCGGUGCAAGCGUUCGAAGAGGAAAGCAUCACGUGUGUUGAGGCCCAUCCCAUGGGACUAUGGCACAUACAGAGGCGGGUUGUUGGCAGCUUGUCACUCUGUGAUGGUAACAGGGACUGCAACGACAACGAGGAUGAAACGGAACAAAUGUGCGACGAAAGCAUGCAUCAAAUGGACCACCUGUCUGUAUCGGAUGUUCAAGACACAUCGGCUUCGGUAGACUGGAUCGUCGCAGAACGUGGGUCAUACACACCAGAUGGUUUUCUUCUGACUUUAAGACUAGGCGGUGAUGUUCGGUCCACGAAGCUGGAAGGUUCACUGCUGCGAAAUUACGUCAUCAAUGGCUUACUGCCGUUAACAGACUACACUGUCAUUUUGAGGCCCUACAAAGAUACAUUUUCCGGAUAUUACAAGGUUGGAAAAGCCCAAUCCGUCAGUCUGCGUACGUACGACAAAAGUCUGCCCGUCAGCACAGCGCCUCCUCGACUGGAAUUCAGCAUCCAUUGCCAAGAUCCCAUUGUUCCCAGCACCAACAUAACGCUGACCAGUGUGUACUUAUGUGACGAAUUACAAGAUUGUUUUCAAGGCGCCGAUGAAAUGAAAGAGCUUUGUGGUAAUAUGAUACACAUGAAGUUGUCGGCGGAAAAGAGCGCCGUAAAAUCAGUCACCCUGACGUGGAGUGUGUUGCACCCGAGCAGCCCAUGGACAACGUCUGUUGAAGAGCAAAGAACGACACUUUAUGGAAAAAGAACAGAGCCCGACGGGUUGUUUGUGACAACGAUAUCGAACAAUGAAGUUGUCACUCCAGAUGUUAAGGGUCUUGCAGGUAGACGGUUGAUGAUAGAUAACUUGAAUUCGUCCACAAUCUACACGUUCUUGGUGAGACCCUACGUCAACUCAACUGGAAGCAGGCGUGGCUACAAGGUCGGCAAGCUUCUUUCUCUGUCUCUGCCUACGAAGACUACUGGGCUACAGAACGUAACGAGUUUUCAUGUGGGUAACAACACGGCCCUCGUGAUCUGGAAUGCCGAAGUGGACGCCGAUUAUUUUCGGUUUACCUACGGAGACGUGCCCACCUGGACAGAGUCAAGCGUGUCGAAUAUACGAAGCUUCCCAAACCCUACAACCCCUGACCUGAGAAACAAAUUCUUCAGCGUCCUCCUGCUAACCAGCAUUUCACCGUCAUUCUUCAAUGGUGUCGCCUGUGGAGCACAAGGGUGCAGCGAUACGACCACGAUGAGGAUUGAUGAUGACGACGCACGUGACGAAGCACGAUAUCCAGUCGUCGCUAUAUCGUAUAUAGCAGCCACAAGUCCCACGUCACUGUACGUCAACUGGACUGUGGUAAAGCACAGUUCGUUGUCCAUGGAUGGAUUUUGGGUCAGCUACUGCGAGGAACCUGUUACGUCAUGUCGCGUAUUGCUGUUGCUGGACGAAUCAGUAAGAGUCACGGGCCUCGCUCCAGCCACAACUUAUAUCAUUAAAGUGCAACCAAGAACAAGGACACGUUCUGGAGAUGUUCAACUCGGUUUAACGAGCGAAGCGAAGGUAUCCACCUGGACGGACGUUCCUAGCCUCCCUGCUUUGGAAAGUUAUCACGUAGUGACGCCUCCUUGUCUACUCCAUGUCGCCUGGAGUUUCUACAAUAGCACGGUGGCUUAUAUUCAGGUUUCUCUGGAAAACGACAACUGGCUGAACUGCACAACAACAGCACAUUGCAACGCCCAGGUGUUAGAAAACGUAGUAGAGUCGAACACAACAAGGGGUUCGCUCGUGCUUUGGGAUAUCGAGUACUUCACGACCUAUCGGUUGCUGCUAAGGGGCUGCAACGACAAUGGGUGCGGUUCCAACACCAGCAUUGAUGUGUCAACGCCGAUUAAGGCAUCGAGCGCUCCAGUGAACAUGAGUGUUGAGCAGCUCACAGACGGGACAGCGCUGGUGAAAUGGGACAGGCCAUUGCAGCCCCGUGGCCCUGUUGACGGUUACGUUGUCUCCUGGAAAUGCGGCGAGGAAACGACUAGAGAGGUUAUGGUGGCAGACGUACAGUUUCUCAUCACUGAGUCGCUUACAAGCCCGAGCUGCGCAGCAUCUGUUAUUGCCUACCAUAUCAUUAAGGAGGGUCAUCAGCUGCGUGGAAAAGCGGCGUACAUAAACUUCAAACUGACCACCUGAAAUUCUGGCCCAUGGAAGGACUCAGUGCCCGAAUAAACAACUAUAUAUAUUGUCCACAUACCUUUUUCUAGGUGGAUGCUAUCCUGGC
This is a messenger RNA of Ornithodoros turicata, 2386 nucleotides long. RefSeq lists its product as uncharacterized. The coding region runs from base 67 to 2298 and encodes 743 amino acids. The transcript is spliced from 12 exons. Gene Ontology annotation, molecular function: protein binding. The record is from RefSeq and is a predicted model, not a curated record. NCBI's taxonomy places the organism in Eukaryota, Metazoa, Arthropoda, Arachnida, Ixodida, Argasidae.